AUUUGAGUUAUCAGACUAUAUUCAAUUUUUAUGAAACAAGAAAAAUUCUAUACGAAUCACGAACAACAUUAACAACAAUUUUGAAUAAGUUUCGAUAUGGGCGCUAAUAACAGCAAGCCGCAAACUGUGCAAAUGUCGAAUACAUCGCCAUUUCAGAUCAGCCGGGACGUCUUGGAGCGCGUGGAGAAGGCCACCAAAGCGGAGAAGGGCAAUGUCUCCACUGUCUGUGAACAUUGCAGUCGUACAACAACGACAGCAACAACAGCAACAACAGCGACAACAGCUGGAGUCCAUACAGUGAGCGGGGCGGGCGAUGCCGCCAGCAGUGAGAAACAGCCCCAAGUGCAACCCUAUCAGCAACAACAACAACAACAACAGAUGGCGAUCGCUCAAUCCUGGGCACGGCGCUCUACGGAAAUUGAAGAGACGCAAUUCACCAAGACAUUGGACCGUGUGCACAAUUUGUUCGGGCAGCCCAUCAAAUGGGCCAAGGCCAAUGAGUGUUCGGCGGACAUCGAGAACAUGGAAAAACAAUUGAUAUCCUGCUAUCGUCAGUACGGCACCGAGCCGCUUAAGUGUGCCCAGCUGGCCAAACAGUAUCACACUUUCGUAUUCAAUAAGCAAGUGGCCGCCGUCAAGAAUGCCAAGUCUGAUGGCCAGGGCGAUGGGAAGGACGCCGAUGAAAACUGAUCACCCUUUGGUAGACCUCAAGUUGACAGUAAAAAUGACUAUUCUUGGAAUAUGCAUUGCUUACAUUUCAUAAACGUUUUAAUUAUAACGGUCGCAAACUAGCGACCAAACACAAAUCAGCACAG
Molecule: messenger RNA, 815 nt
Organism: Drosophila novamexicana
Lineage: Eukaryota; Metazoa; Arthropoda; Insecta; Diptera; Drosophilidae
Exons: 1
Coding region: 97-690 (197 amino acids)
Source: RefSeq, a predicted model, not a curated record